AUGUUGCGUUAUUGUGUUGUAUUUGCGGUGGUCGGCUGUGCGCUAGGAACCCCUGUCGCCCAGUACCAAGUACAGGAAGAAGGUAUACCACCACACCUGCUGAGACAGUACAUUGGCCAGGGACAGCAGCAACAUGCUCCACGACCGCAACAGGCUGCACCAGCUAGACUACCCUACAACGCGCAAAGUGAAGACCAGUACCAGGCGCGACCUCAAUACCAGCCUCAGCCCCAAGCUCAACCACAGCCUCAAUACAGACCCCAACCUGAGCAGCAGAAAGACCCAGAAGACUAUGACCCUAGCCCCUCCUACCAAUUCGGUUUCGACGUGAACGACGACCAAUACACAAACUACCAGAACAGAAAAGAACAGAGGGACGGUGAUGUUAUCAAGGGAUCCUACUCUGUGGUAGACAGUGAUGGCUUCAUCAGAACUGUCACUUACACCGCUGACCCGAAAGAGGGUUUCAAAGCUGAGGUGUCUCGCAAACCCACCGACAUCGUAAUCAAGUUCCCCACACCCAAGCCUCAGACGCAAGAAGUUCAGCCACCCCAAAAACAACAGCAAUACGUGCCGCAACAACAACAGCAAUACGUGCCGCAACAACAACAGCAAUACGUUCCACAACAGCAACAGCAGGCUCACCAGCAACAACGGCCACAGCCUCAACAGCAACAGUAUUACCGUUAUGAAUAA
This is a messenger RNA of Pieris macdunnoughi, 696 nucleotides long. Lineage: Eukaryota; Metazoa; Arthropoda; Insecta; Lepidoptera; Pieridae. The record is from the annotation of a GenBank genome assembly.